AUGCCCUCUGUCUGGAUGACUUGUGCGUUGUCUUCGCAAACCACCUGUGACAGCCAGGCACUCCACUAUCGUCCAAUCCCCGACGGCUACACGCGCCUCCUCCGCCUGCUUCCACACAGCCACAGGGACGCGCCUAUCAGGUGUGAGCUCCUCGACCACCAUCUGCUCGACUCUGGAACGGGGACGCGGCCCUAUGAAGCACUUUCCUACGUGUGGGGGCCGCCAGGCAGGUCUUCGGUUGUCUACAUCAAGGACUUGGUCGACGCCAUCUGCAUCAACCAGGAGGACCUGGGCGAGAGGGAACGACAGCUCGUGGACCCGCCGCUGCCGGCUGGCACGGAUGCCACCAAAGAGCCGGUGGAUGCAGAAAGAGUCGCCGCGGACUCGGACACUACGCUGGCCAUCCAGGCUCUACUUAGCGCUACAUGUGGAGUCAAAGAUAGGACAGCAAAGAAGGCCAUUUCCAGUAUAUUUCAGAGGGCGUGGUUUAGGCGAAUCUGGGAAAUAGCUUCCGCCCAAAAUGCCCUGAUCAUGUCUCGCCACAGCGAAAUUAGCGGCCAAGCGUUUUGUGCCGGCCUGGAUGCUUUUUAA
Messenger RNA from Lasiosphaeria miniovina, 591 nucleotides. RefSeq lists its product as uncharacterized. The transcript is spliced from 5 exons. Lineage: Eukaryota; Fungi; Ascomycota; Sordariomycetes; Sordariales; Lasiosphaeriaceae. The coding region runs from base 1 to 591 and encodes 196 amino acids. The record is from RefSeq and is a predicted model, not a curated record.